This is a messenger RNA of Astyanax mexicanus (Mexican tetra), 1789 nucleotides long. It is a transcript of the gene pole3, whose product is annotated as polymerase (DNA directed), epsilon 3 (p17 subunit). The record is from RefSeq and is a predicted model, not a curated record. Gene Ontology annotation, molecular function: protein heterodimerization activity; chromatin DNA binding. Gene Ontology annotation, biological process: heterochromatin formation; DNA damage response; leading strand elongation. The transcript has 4 exons. NCBI's taxonomy places the organism in Eukaryota, Metazoa, Chordata, Actinopteri, Characiformes, Acestrorhamphidae. Gene Ontology annotation, cellular component: epsilon DNA polymerase complex; CHRAC. Bases 460 to 909 code for a protein of 149 amino acids.
CGGGGGUUUUUGGAUGAUAAGCGGGAUUCAGCGGCUCAGAGCGGCGAGUUUCUUUCACCUCAGUCCGAGAAGAGCUACCGGUUAUUUACUUAAAUAACCCGCUGCUGUUAUUAUUAUAUAUAUAUUAGUGUACUGAGCGGGUAUGGCCGUUAACUGAUAGUUUGCGGGCGUUUUAUCGAGUUAGCUUAGCCUAACUGGGCUGUUUUCUAUCACACUGCAGUCACAGGUGGUUAGCUGAGCUAGCGUCAGUUAGUCGGUAGUUUUGGCGGACUGAUAGUCUGUUCUGCUCUUUAUUGAGCGGGACUGUAUUAUUGUAUAUGUUUAGCAGAGUUUGGAAGUGUCUCCACUCUUCCUCAGGCAGAGUUUUGGUCUAUUAAAGCUGUUUAAGUUUAGUUAAUUUAUUAAAUCACUCGUUAGCCUAGCUUACUCACUGGACUAGCUGUGUGUGAGUGAGUGAGCAUGGCUGAGAGACCGGAGGACCUAAACCUUCCCAAUGCUGUGAUCACCCGCAUUAUCAAAGAGGCUUUGCCAGAUGGUGUAAACGUGUCCAAAGAAGCAAGAAGGGCAAUAUCUCAAGCAGCCAGUGUGUUUGUUCUCUAUGCAACAUCAUGUGCCAAUAGUUUCGCUAUGAAAGCCAAAAGGAAGACGCUCAAUGCCGGAGAUGUGAUGUCGGCUAUGGAGGAGAUGGAAUUUGAACGUUUCUUGCCACCCCUGCGAGACGCUCUUGAAGCCUACAAGAAAGGACAGAAAGGCAAAAAAGAGGCAUCAGAACAGAAGAAGAAAGACAAGGAGAAGAAAAACGGUACAGAAGAGCACGACAAAAGCAGAGAGGAAGAGGAGGAGGAAGAAGAGCACAUGGAGGAGGAGGAUGGAGAGAACGAAGGCGAGGAGGAGGAUGUGGAAAAUUAAGGGGUACAGCAAUUUAGCAACAAGCCUAAACAGACUAAGGAGCCUGAUAGUAAUGUCCACGUUCUAGAUGAAAUUGGAGAGGAAGAAGAAACAGCUGUCAGCACUUGCUUGGUCUAAUUAAAAAAGAAAGGUGUAUCUGUACAAAUCUGAAGGUAACAAAAGGAGUUCACUAUUCUAACAUGGCACUGAUGUAUUGUGCUAUAUUCCCUUCCCUACAUUCUUUGACUGGUUCUAAUAAUAGAGUCUGUGUUGCAGAGAUACUGGCUCUACUUGUAGUUGAACAAGAGUACAUUCACUGUGUAUAUUAACUGUAGUGCCACAAAUAUGUGCAGUGGGGAAAGAAAAUUAGGGAGUAUAGAUUGACCAAGCUCUGCUAACUUGCCUAACAAUCAUUUGAAGCUAGUAUGCACCAGGUAGAAUAGUGUAAAUUGCAAAAUGCUAAUUGGUGGCCAUUAGCUUUUAAUAUGCCUUUAAAGCUGUCCAUUUCAGAUUAUCUUUCAACAUGGACUCUUCUUCAGUGCAGCUACAAAGACCAAGUGUAAGGAGGAGUCUCCAGAUACAUUUGACCUGCCAUUUUUUGUAUGUUAUUUGUUUGUUUCUAUGUACUUGUCUGACCGAAAAAAAAUCUCAAUGUUCUUGAAGAAAAACAAAGGAAUAGAAAGAUCAAAAGUCUGGCAGUACCUCCUGGAACAAAAUAUAUCCAAAGAUUCAGGGAAUGUGGAAAAUCACUGCAACCAAGGCAGGGCUGUUUUGAUACUUUUUUCCUUUGUGAAAAUGUGUUGCAUCACAAGUUGGGGCAUCAAUGUCAGUGUCUGUGCUGUAAGGCACUGAUUCAAGAUUUUGUACUUUUGAAAUAAAUUUGUACUUUUGUAGAACUGAA